AUGGCUCCCAAACGAAAGCGAGCGGGCACCGCCUCCAAAGACCCCUCGGACGCUGCCCAGCCCAGCUCGCGAGAUGCAUCAGGAGAGGACACUACAGACCCCGUACUCGAGGAUGUAAAGGAGAGGAAGUCGAUGGAUCCACCAGCUAAAAGACCACGAUCCACCCGAUCGGCUUCCAACGCGAAGCAGCCCUCAGCAUCACCCGCCAAUGGCCACCAGCGCCGUCCCAGUCACAGCGCGCAGAUGCCUGCCAAUGCCUUUGCUGAGGGAGGCGGAGAGAAUGGAGAAGCUGGGGACAACAUGCGCAUGUCUGCUCCACCGCCUGCAGGCGCUAUUGACCCAGUGGGCUACAAGACGAACCCGCCUCCGAAGGACAGACCGGUCCGCGUGUAUGCGGAUGGUGUCUUUGACCUCUUCCAUCUGGGGCACAUGAGGGUGCUGCAGCAGGCCAAGACAGCCUUCCCGGACACCUGGCUCAUUGUCGGUGUAACGGGCGACACGGAGACGCACAAGCGAAAGGGUCUGACCGUCAUGUCGGCCAAAGAACGCGCCGAAUCUCUCAGACACUGCCGCUGGGUAGACGAGGUCAUUGAGGAUUGCCCUUGGGUCAUCACCGUCGAGUUCCUCGAAAAGCACCAAGUCGACUACGUCGCGCACGACGACCUACCCUACGGCGCCAGCGAAGGCGACGACAUCUACAAACCCAUCAAAGAAAAAGGCAUGUUCCUGGUCACCCAGCGCACGGAGGGCGUCAGCACGACCGGCAUCAUCACCAAGAUCGUACGCGACUACGAGCAAUACGUCGGCCGGCAGCUGAAGCGCGGCACCUCCCGCCAAGAGCUCAAUGUCAGCUGGUUGAAGAAGAACGAGCUGGACAUCAAACGCCAUGUCUCCGAGCUGAGGGACACCAUCCGCACGAACUGGACCACGACCGGGCAGGAGUUGAGCAGGGACCUGAAGCAGUUCUGGACGCCGAGCAGGCCGAACAGUCCUGCGCCGAGCUUGCGGAACGGCACGCCUGGUAGUGUGAGGGCCAGCAGCGCGAAGAGUCCGCUUGGUAGAGGCAGGAAUGGGGACUUUGCGGCUGGGUAUGCGAUGGGUUUGAUUGGGGGUGUGAAGAGCUGGAUGGAAGGGAGUCGGAGGAGGAAUUUGAGCGAUUCCAGGGCGCAGAGUCCGAGUGGGGAUGGGGAGAGUGAGGAUAGUAGUAAUGGGGAGGGCAAGGAGGAGGGGAGGGGUAGGAAGGGGAAGGGUGGGGAUGAGGCGGAGAAGAUGGAGGUGGAGACCUGA
Messenger RNA from Saxophila tyrrhenica, 1287 nucleotides. It is a transcript of the gene PCT1, whose product is annotated as choline-phosphate cytidylyltransferase. Gene Ontology annotation, cellular component: nuclear envelope. Bases 1 to 1287 code for a protein of 428 amino acids. The record is from RefSeq and is a predicted model, not a curated record. The transcript has a single exon. Gene Ontology annotation, biological process: CDP-choline pathway. NCBI's taxonomy places the organism in Eukaryota, Fungi, Ascomycota, Dothideomycetes, Mycosphaerellales, Extremaceae. Gene Ontology annotation, molecular function: phosphatidylcholine binding; choline-phosphate cytidylyltransferase activity.